This is a messenger RNA of Fraxinus pennsylvanica, 2202 nucleotides long. The record is from the annotation of a GenBank genome assembly. NCBI's taxonomy places the organism in Eukaryota, Viridiplantae, Streptophyta, Magnoliopsida, Lamiales, Oleaceae.
AUGAUGGUGUUAAGGCACGGAGGGGGAGGCGGAGGUUUUCUUGCCGGGAAACAGGUGGUUCCGGUGGACUAUGAAGCGGAGGUCUCGCAGCGACUUUUAGAAGCGUCGCUGUCUAACGAUCUCAAAUCGGUAUACGAGUGCCUCGCCGAUCCGUUCGUUGACGUGAACUACGUUGGAGCUGUUUGUCUGAAGAUUCGCAAGACCGAGCUGAUUUUGCGCGAGGAAUUGCCGUGCGAAGUUCGCGUCUAUCGGGAGGAGUUUCGGACUGAUGUUACGGCAUUGUUUAUCGCGGUUCACAACGGAAAUGUGGUUCUCGCGAGGAAAUUACUGAGUGUCGGAGCUGACGUCAACCUGCAACUGUUUAGGGGAUUUGCAAUAACAGCAGCUGUGAGGGAGGGUCACCUUGAGAUCCUAGAGAUCUUACUUAAGGCUGGGGCAUCUCAGCCAGCUUGUGAGGAAGCACUGCUAGAGGCUAGCAUCCAUGGGUGUGUCAAAUUCGCGGAGAUGCUUAUGGGAUCUGAUCUUAUUCGACCCCAUAUUGCCAUUCAUGCUCUUGUCAUUGCAUCCUGUAGAGGUUUUGUGGACUUGGUGGAUGCUCUCUUGAAGUGUGGAGUGGAUAUGAAUGCAACAGAUCGUUUCUUGCUUCAAUCAUGUAAGCCUUGUCUGCAUACGAAUGUUGACUGUACUGCACUAGUGGCUGCUGUUGUCAGUAGGCAGAUUUCUUCUGUUCGUCUUCUGCUGGGGAGUAGGUGCAGGACUAGCAGAACCUUUCCCAUUACUUGGUGUGCUGUGGAAUAUUUUGAAUCAACUGGUGCUAUCUUGCACUUGCUCCUCCAAUAUAUCUCCCCCAACACUCCUCACUAUGGAAGAACUCUACUCCACCAUGCCAUUCUCUGUGGCAAUGUAGGAGCCACCAAGGUGCUUCUGAAAUGUGGUGCUCACAUAGAGACCCCAGUCAAAACCACUAGAAACAAUCAGUUUCGUCCAAUACAUAUGGCUUCCCGUCUUGGAAUGACAGAGAUUCUUCAGUGUUUAAUUGAUUCUGGCUGUGAUCUGAAUUCAAAAACAGAGAUUGGUGAAACAGCUUUAAUGAUCUGUGUCAAAUACAAGCAGGAAGAGUGCCUUAAAGUAUUGGCCAGGGAAGGUGCUGAUUUUGGAUUGGUUAAUUUAAGUGGCCAACCUGCAAGUUCUAUUGCUGGGUCCUGUGGGUGGUAUCUUGGCUUUCAACAAGCAUUGCUUGAUGUGAUUCGAAAUGGGACAGUGCCCACAUCCAGCAACAGUGUAUUUUCACCUCUACUAUUUGUAGCUCAAUCAGGAGAUGUUGUAGGCUUGAAAGCCCUGAUUGGACAGGGAGACAUUGACCUUGAUAAGCAGGAUGACAGAGGUUUCUCUGCGGUUAUGGUUACAGCGAAGGAGGGUCAUAUUGAUGCAUUCCGAUUGCUUGUUUAUGCUGGGGCUGAUGUAAAGCUCUGUAAUAAGUCUGGUGAAACUGCUAUUACACUGUCUAAACUGAGUCCAAAUAGAGAUCUCUUUGAAAAGGUGAUGCUUGAGUUUGCUCUUGAAAAGGGAAAUCGCAUUGCUGGAGGAUUUUAUGCCUUGCACUGUGCAGCUCGCCGGGGGGAUUUGGACGCGGUCAGGUUGUUGACAAGUAAGGGUUAUGAUGUCAAUGCUUCUGAUGGGGAUGGCUACACACCCCUCAUGCUGGCAGCGAGGGAGGGCCAUGGGAGCACGUGUGAGUUCCUGAUCUCUUUUGGAGCUCAAUGUGACAUAAAAAAUGCUAGAGGCGAAACUGCAUUAUCACUUGCGAAAAAUAAUGAACGGCAGAAUGAUGCUGAGAAUGUGAUCCUAAAUGCGCUAGCACGCAAGCUAGUGCUUGGUGGUUCGCCUGUGCGAAAGCACACCAAGGGAGGGAAAGGAGCUCCACAUGCAAAAAUUGUGCAAAUGGUGGGACAUACUGGAGUUUUACGUUGGGGAAACUCAAGGCGUCGCAAUGUCAUAUGCCGCGAGGCAGAAAUAGGACCAAGUUUAUGCUUUCAGAGAAAUAGGCAGAGGAAAGGUGAUGCCAUUGAACCUGGAAUUUUUCGAGUGAAGACAACAAAAGACAAGGAAGUGCAUUUUGUGUGUGAGGGUGGGGUUGAAAUGGCAGAGUUGUGGGUGCGUGGAAUAAGGAUUGUGACAAGAGAGGCUAUUUUAGUUAAUUAG